Didymodactylos carnosus is the source of this 4829-nucleotide messenger RNA. The record is from the annotation of a GenBank genome assembly. Lineage: Eukaryota; Metazoa; Rotifera; Eurotatoria; Philodinida; Philodinidae.
AUGAAAACGAUGAUUGUUAUUCUUUUUUGGAUUAUGGCUUUGCUAUCAAUUGUUCUAUUUCUAUUCAUUAUUUCUUUGUCUAAUGGUGAUCAUCCAAAUCCAAAACGUGUGUUAGAUAACAUGUAUAUUGAAUUUGAUCGUGUUCGAUAUUGUGUACGUCGUUUAAAUGCUACACAUGAAAUUGGUUGUCAAUCAUCAUUAUCUGGUAAUACGGGUAUUAUGCAUAUGAUCGAUCAGGAAACAGAUUUUACUUAUUUUAUGAAUAAUUUUAAAUCACAAAAUAAAUAUAUAAUUGUAUUAAAUGCACAAUUAUUUGAUUCAUCUCAUAUUGAUCGUUUAAUUGAAACGAAUAAAUUGAACGGUCUUUUGCUCUACCUAAAAUCAAAUACAACUCGUCCCAGUUCGUUUUCACAUGAUGAUCAAUGUCCAAAUAAUCGCAAUUAUACUCUCUAUCCUGACCAACAACAACAAACUUGUCAAUGGAAUGCUAAUGGAACAGGUUUAUUUUUUCGCCAUUUUUCAUUUCCUAUUAUGAUGAUAGAUGAAUACGAUGAUUAUAAACGAAUUGUAGAAGUUUAUCAUAAAUUUAAUGAUAGCAAUACACAAAGUCCAUCGUGUGGUUUAGAAAUGAAAACAUUUAUGAAUGCAGCUCAUUCAUCAAAAACAUGUAUGAGAAGAAAUCAAAUAUCACAUUUACUCAUUGAUGUAGAAGAAACAUAUUGUGAUCCAGUGGGUGGUUUAAAUAUUUACGCAAAAUUUUUAACUUAUCCAGUCAUGAAAUCAACCAGUGAUACACAACAAAUAUCAAAUCCAAUCAAAAGCCGUCCACCAAAAUCAGUUAUUUUAAUACUAGCCCAAACGGAUGGUUUUCAAUUUUUCUUAAAAACAAAAAUACCUGGACAAGGUGCUGAUCAACCUGGUAGUUCGUUGAUUACAUUUCUGUCAUUAGCGCAUAUAAUUGGUUCAAAUGCCUUAUUAAUCGCUAAAUUGAAAGAACAAGAACGUGAUAUUUUAUUUUUAACAUUAGAUGGUGAUUCGUUAGAUUAUAGUGCAUCUUAUCGUAUUAUAUUUGAUAUGAAUAAUAAUUUGUUCCCAUCAACAGAAUCAAAAUAUGAAGAACGUAUUAAAUUAGAUCAUAUUCAUUCCAUUAUUGAAAUACAAUCAAUUGGUUUAGCGGGUGAUAACAAAUUGUGGAUACACACUGAUCCAAACGCAGUUAUAAAUCAAACAUUUAUUAAUCUAUUAAUUAACAAUAGUAAUGGUUCAAUAGAUCAUCUGGCAAAUGUGCGUUUGCCACCAGCAUCAUCACAAAUAUUUUUACAACAAACAAAUUCAACAUUACCAUGUUAUGUGUUAAGUGACGCUAAAGAAACAUAUCAAAAUCAUUAUUAUCAUUCAAUAUUCGACGAUAUAUAUAAUUUGAAAUUGAACUCGACCAGUUACAAUCAAACAACCGAUUUUAGUCUAUGGAUUAAACAAAUUGUACAACCAUUAGCACAAUCUAUUAUUCAGUUGGCAGUUGGAGAUUUGCCAGGAAAUGUAUCAUUAAUUAAUCAACAGAUAAUUAAUGAUCUUGCCUAUUGUAUAUUGCAAAAUAUUAACUGUGAAAUGAUUCAUAAUUUAACUGUAACAUCUGUCGGCAAUACAUUCUCCCAAUUCAAUCUUACAUCAUUACCAUUUUCUAUCAAUACUUAUCCAACAUCUUCUACACCCACUUUUACCUUUAUCGAAAAUGUUCUCGCCUAUUUUUUACGAGAUCGAUCAUUUGAUCGUUUAAAUAUGACCGAAGAUGGAUGUAAAAAUUAUACAAAAGAUGUGACAGACAUGAAUCAAUAUACAUAUGUUAAAGGUUAUAGACCAUCAAUUGAAAAUGAUGUAUAUACUGGUUAUUGUGUAAAAUCUUAUUUAAAAUAUUCUCAAUCGUUAUCACCAGCAUUUAUUAUUAAAAAUUAUGAUUUAUCGACAUUAACCUAUCCUGCAUGGACAGAAUCACGCUGGGCAUUAAUUCAACUGAGAUUAUUUGUUAUACCAACAAAAAAACAUGAAAUAGCCACAUUAAUUAUUGGCAUUAUUCUAUUAUGUUUAUCAUUUAUUAUUUGUGCACUUCUAAGAAUGUCGGAUUAUAAACGAAAAAAGCAUUCAAAUCAUGAUGGCAGUAGUGAUGAUGAUGAAAAUAAUGGUGAUAGAAAACAAAAAAAUAUUCGAGAAAAAUCUCCUCUACCAUUAACAUCUACAAUUGCAAAAGCUACUCCUCCAUCCAAACCGGUCUGUAAAUAUGGUCGAGAAUGCUAUAGAAACAAUCCCGAUCAUUUUAGAGUUUUUCAUCAUCCAACUACAGAUGAUUUAAAAUCAACUGAAAAACUACCAACAACCACAACAAAAAAUGCAACUAAAAACUCUCAUUCAUCAAAAGAGAAAAAAGAAGAAACAACAAUAGUAAAAGAAAAUACACUCGAUCGAUAUAUGGCAACAACAGAAACAUCAAAUAGUUUUAAAGAAAAGGCAACGAGUGAUGAACAGACUACAGUAAACGAUGAUAUAAACACAUACUUAAAAUUAUCUAAUGAAAAACUAUUGUUUGCGUUGUAUGAAAUACAUUUUCCAAAAGAUCUUUAUGAAUUUUGGAAAUUUUGUACAGAUAUGAAUGAAGAAUCACCAAGAGAUGCAUUAAAAUCUCUUCUUAAUUUUGAACUUGUUGGUCCGUUCGAAAUAUUAGAUGGCUAUCUUCGCUCUUCUUCAACCGUGCCUAAUCUCCAUUUACAUUAUCGAUAUUUUUAUGAUGUUCCCGAAUUUAUGACCGUUAUCAAAGGAGAUGAAACAACACAAUUUCAUAUUGGAUAUUAUAGGUACGUAAUUUAAUAAUUUCUGCUAUUAAAUCUACGUAUGAAUUUUUGAAGCGUAACGUGCAAGACAUUGAAGAAAGAUGUUUAGAUUAUUAACAUUAUUCGUUUGUUAUUAAUGAAAAACGCUUUAGGCUCUCAUGUUUUAUUUUUUGAUCUGACGAGGGAAGGCCCCCGACUGUCAAAUCGCUUUUGACGUAAAACCUAGUGGACGACUGGUAACCGAGCAUGCUGAUUCCGAAUAUGACGAUGUUUUUUGCCAAUGCGUCUUUGGAGGCCCCGGUUUUUGAAAAACUGGCUUUUCACAAUGAAAAACUUUUUUGACCCGUUUAAAUGAAAGCGCAUGUUCUAAAACCUACGCAAAACUAUUUUUUAAAGUUUUGGAACGGUUUUGAACAGUUAUUAAAGCGUAGCGCAAUAAAAAGCUAUUUUUCGGCUGUAGUAUUAAGUUUCGACCCUUUAAAAACUGUUAAAAACCGUUCCAAAACGUUAAAAAAUAGUUUUGCGUAGGUUUUAGAGCAUGCGCUUUCAAAAACAUCAAAACAAUUUUGAUCAAAAAACGUUUUUCAUUGCAAAAAGCCAGUUUUUCAAAACCCGGGGUCUCCAAAGACGCAUUGGCAAAAACCAUCGUCAUAUUCGGAAUCAGCAUGCUUGGUUACCCAUUGUCCACUACGUUUUACGUCAAAAGCGAUUUGACAGUCGGGGGCCUUCUCUCGUGAGUGUGUAAUGAAUAUGAAUGAUCAUCUAUAAAUAAACAGUUGAUAAUGUCGUUUUAGGCUAUGAUUUUGAUUAGAUUCAGAUAAAAUUGAAUCCUUGGUACAGCCAUACAUUAUAUGUAGACUGCCGGACAGUCUCGAUCCCGUGGCACCGGAAUUCAGAGAAAGCUAUUUUACGGAAUUGGGAUCGGGGCCUAGAGAUCUUCCGGACGGUCCCAGUUCUGCGGAAUGGUCCCGGUCCCGCAGGACUUUUAAUGCGACCGAGACCAGAUUUUUUUGAAAAUAGUCUUGUAUGGAGCAUAAAAAUUUCUUAGUUUCUGUGCUUGUUUGGCACCAGUUCUGCGAGAAUGAACUCAUAGAAAAUUCUAAAAGUCUUCAAUUAAUACCACCCACGCAUGCUCUUCCACAAGCCACAUUACAACGCGCUGACUUUCAAACUAUCAGCGUUACUUUGAAAAAAUAUUUAUGGAACCACAAAAUCGGGACGUUUUUCACGGAUUGAUAAGGUAGUAACAGCAGCUGUUUUUAGAUUCAUCUUUAUUUAAUCAAAAUUAAAAUUAAAACUUUUUUUAAAAUAAACUUUUUUAUAAAAAUAAAGUCGACGUUUCGAAAAUUGACUGAAUAACUAAACAUAGGGCAUAAAAUACAUUUUUUUUGUGAUAUGAGAGAGAGAAAGAGAGAAAUAGACAUUCAUUGUAAGAGAGAGAAAAACAUGUUUUGUAAAAUCGAGAAAAAUGAACAGACUAAUACAAGGUCAAAAAUGCCUUGAGAUGUUAUUUUGUUAAAAUGAUGAAUUAUCCUCCUGGAUCGGGUAACAAUUUUUUGGAAAUUCCAUUGGGAUAUAUGAAAAGGGAAACUGAACAUACUGUGUUAUUUAAUUUUGGCUGAUAUUCCAAUAUUCUUAAAGAUUCUUUAAUGAGUAACCGAUAACAGUUUGAAUCCGUUAAUAAAAUUUUAAACUCUUCCCAAUUAAUAGUAUGAUGAGUAUCAGAAAUAUGUUUUAGAAGAGCUGAUUUUAAAUUAUCUGACGUAACAGUUUCUAAGCAAAUGCUUAGAAACUGUUACGUCAGAUAAUCCCGUCUCUAUCUCGCCAGCUGUCUCAUCAUUGUCUUGUUUAUUUGUUAUGGGCCGUUUAUGGCAAGCCGAGAAGAAUGUCUUAAAUUAGAUUCAUUUUGCUAAGGUGAAAAACGAUUUUUAACAUUUUUAGACUUUCUUUGAGAAGCAUUUAGAGUUGUUUUUUUAUGUAUCAUAGUUGUAGAUAAAUUAUAAAGGG